GUUCGAUUUCUCCGUCUCGCGUCGCAUCUUCGUUGUUCUUGUGCUGCCCAAAUCUCCUCGUAUCGCGGUCUCACAUCUGCGCUAAUCGCGGGUACCACGACCAAAGUACUAGCAGCCAGAACCAGCCACCCCUGCCGCUCGCUAUAACCACUAGCAGUCAGUUCUUUACAAUAGCGCGCAACAGCCAGUCGGAGGAUGCGCCUUCCAAGUCGACUCAAAAGACGUGUCUAGUUACCAGUAUCGUGCCAUGUGUCAUCACGCCCGCCAGCCGGAUAUUAAUCCUCUCGUUCUUCGCAUCCUCUCGUUCACGAUCAUCCCGCGCAUCGUGUGGCAUCACACCUGCUGCCCGCUGCCCGCUGGCCGCCCACGAUCAUCCCGCGCUCCCGCGGAAGCCUGAAUCUCCGCAGCUGUAGACGAUCUCUGGGGAAAUCUCCGCGUUUUCCGGAUGCCUGGGAGCGGCAUCGCGCUGUCCGGCCCGGCAGGAUUCGAAGGAGCCCCUGUGACCCGCGCCAUCGUCCUCCUCUCCUCCCUUUCCUCCCUCCUCCUCCCCCUCGGCCCGCACGCGGCGCUCGCCGCCCUCUCCUACCCCUCCCUCUUCCUCCACCGCCAACAAUGGCGCCUGCUGCUCGCGCCGCUGGCCUUCCCCUCGCUGCCCGCGCUGCUGCUGGGCUGUGCGCUGAUCUUCCUGCUGCGCGUGCACGAGCGCCAGAUGGGCCCCUGCAAGUUCACG
Messenger RNA from Closterium sp. NIES-67, 730 nucleotides. The record is from the annotation of a GenBank genome assembly. Lineage: Eukaryota; Viridiplantae; Streptophyta; Zygnematophyceae; Desmidiales; Closteriaceae.